Molecule: messenger RNA, 1014 nt
Organism: Colletotrichum godetiae
Lineage: Eukaryota; Fungi; Ascomycota; Sordariomycetes; Glomerellales; Glomerellaceae
Product: transaldolase
Exons: 5
Coding region: 1-1014 (337 amino acids)
Biological process (GO): pentose-phosphate shunt, non-oxidative branch; carbohydrate metabolic process
Cellular component (GO): intracellular anatomical structure
Molecular function (GO): transaldolase activity
Source: RefSeq, a predicted model, not a curated record
AUGGCCCAAUCCAACGCCCUUUUGGACACGUUGAGAACCGUGAGCCAGGUCGACUGUGAUACUCUCGACGUUGAAGUUGCCAAGGAGCUGGGUCCUUUUGUCGACCACACCUCCAACCAGGCUAUCGCCUAUGGCGAGCUCACCAAGACCACCGCAGAUGGCAAACUGUACCACGAGCAGCUCAUCCGGGACUCUGUAAAGGAUGCCCAGGGCUGGGCCCAUGCGGCCUGGCCAGACAUUGACCCGAUUCUUCUCGCAGUCGAGAUUAUGAUGGUCAGACUUUCACUCAAGUUCAUUCCGUACUUGACAGGAUAUUUCCACAUUCAAACCAACACAGACUGGGCUUAUUCGGUCGAGAAAACUGUGAAAAAUGCCGAGAGAAUUGUUGAGACCUUCAAGAAGCUUGAGCCUAGUUUCGACGCGAAGCGUGUCUGUAUCAAGAUCCCGUCCACUUACGAGGGCAUUGCCGCCUGCAGAAUCCUCGAGAACAAAGGGAUCGCAACACUGGCGACAACCAUGUUUUGCAUGGAGCAGGCGGCCCUGGCUGCCGAUGCCGGCUGCACUUACAUUGCGCCGUAUGUGAACGAGCUAAAGGUUCACUUCAUCCCUGGUUACGUGGACGAGAACAAGGCCUUCAACUUCUGCAGACAGGCGCAGGCAUACUAUGUCGAGACGAAGGCCAAGACCCAGGUUCUGGCAGCCAGUCUGACCACCGUGCCCGAGGUGAUGCAAUUGGCCGGCAUCCAGCACGUCACCGUCUCGCCACCGCUCCUCCGGGCUCUUGCGGCAGCGCCGUCCUCAAGUUGGACGGAAAAGGUCGGUGGCUACUUCGCAGACGGGCCAGACGAGCGAUGGGUCAAGGACUUCCAGGCUGCUCUAAGAGACGAGAGCGAGUGGCGGUUUGCUUUUACUCGUAGCGGUAACGGCAGGUAUGAGGAGAAGCUCAUCCAGGCCAUCAAUAUCUUUUCCGAGAAGCAGCAGAGCCUGGAGGAGCUGGCGCGGAGCUACUUGUAA